Rhinolophus ferrumequinum (greater horseshoe bat) is the source of this 254-nucleotide messenger RNA. Its product is annotated as protein kish-A-like. Gene Ontology annotation, biological process: protein secretion; intracellular transport. The record is from RefSeq and is a predicted model, not a curated record. NCBI's taxonomy places the organism in Eukaryota, Metazoa, Chordata, Mammalia, Chiroptera, Rhinolophidae. The transcript has a single exon. Bases 3 to 221 code for a protein of 72 amino acids.
CUAUGUCUGCCAUUUUCAAUUUUCAGAGUCUGUUGACUGUAACCUUGCUGCUUAUAUGUACCUGUGCUUAUAUCCGAUCCUUGGCACCCAGCCUCCCGGACAGAAAUAAAACUGGAUUAUGGGGUAUAUUUUGGAAGUGUGCCAGAAUUGGUGAACGGCAGAGUCCUUAUGUGGCAGUAUGCUGUAUAGUGAUGGCCUUCAGCAUCCACUUCGUUCAGUAGCUUGGAAAAAUGUCCGAAUUUAAUGGCCAUCAG